Messenger RNA from Meloidogyne enterolobii, 1211 nucleotides. The record is from the annotation of a GenBank genome assembly. Lineage: Eukaryota; Metazoa; Nematoda; Chromadorea; Rhabditida; Meloidogynidae.
UGGGGAAAGGACAGAAUUUUUUGGUCAAAAAUGAUAGAGAUGUUUGAGUUGAAUUUGAAAUUAAAAUUUUUUAAUUUAAAGUUAUCUCCCAAGUGGGAAGGCUUAUCGUAAAUCUGAUUCAAAUCAAUGGUAUAAAGAAGAAUUUUUUCCAAAUAAGGCCAAGAUGUCUGUUCGACGAGAUUGUUCUUAUUCCACUUUAUACAACCAGCUUCGUCGUUUUAACUCAACAAAAGCUGUUGAGAUAGAAAUCCCAGUCGAAUCAUUUCCUGGUGACAGUGUAGAAUUUUUGUUUCGUGUAAAUAAUCCCCUUGUGAUUGAACACGUAUGUAUGGAAAAGGGAAUUUUUGGACAAAAGGAACUUGGUAAUUUAAAAAACUAACAGACUUAAACAAAAGCUAAAAUAUUUAAACUAUAUAAAAUUUUUUAAAAGUAAAUAUCUAUGUUUUUCUGAUGGCAACUUUGGACAUAUUUGAAUCCAAGUGAUAAGAAAUACUAGAGAACAAUGCCUUUUUAUGAUGAUGCAAUGAGAUGGCUACACCGCGCGAUUGAUCACUCAGUUUCGUUAUUUCCGACUUCCUCCGAUAAUUACACGAUAAUUUUGCUUCGUGUGUACAUUAGAGAUCGAGAUUUUUGAAAAGUUUGGACCUGUUCCUUGACUCUGGAGUUUGAUUUCUUUACUUGAUUGGAUCCUGGGCCUGUAGUCCAGGAAAACCCCAAACCCAGGAAAAACCCAGGAAAUUCAAAAAAUGCCUGGACCUGGACUUUGUGUACAGGAAAAACAGGCCUUGGCCCAGGCCCAGCUCGACCUCUAUUGUACAUUCCCGUUUUAUUUUAAAAUUUCUCUCUAUUUUUUACAUAUGUUUCUUUUCGUUUGUUUCGUAGUAUUGUUCUGCCCGACUUUCUCCCUCAAUACACGAUAAUUUUUAUUAGAUUUUCGUAGAUUUACUUGGAUUUUUGAUGAUUUCGUGUAGUGUUUUGCUUGAAAAUUCUACUUACUCUCCUUUUAUUGUUUCGUUAAAUAUAAUACAUAUAUUUUCGUUCGUUUUCGUUUAGUAUAUUGUUUUUAGAAUCUAAAUCUUUCUGUACUUGUACUUCGUACAAGGCUUAUUUCUUCUCAUACUCGUACUACUACUCGUAAAAUUGAAUUUUGUACCCCUCCUUUUUCCUUCCUAAAAGUAUUAAAAAAUGAUCAGUCAGUCUUAGUUUAUAUA